CGGGGUCAGAGGUCAGCGUAGCGGUGGGGGAGGAUGAUGGUGGCGGCGGCGGCGGACCGUAACAAGGAGCCGAUCCUGCGGGUGCUGCGGCAGUACGUGGACCCCGGCCGGCCCGCCGUGGAGGUGCUGGAGGUGGCGUCCGGCUCGGGCCAGCACGCCGUCCACUUCGCCCAGGCCCUGCCCAACCUGCGCUGGCAGCCCUCCGACGUCGACCAGAGGUGCCUGGACAGCAUCGCGGCCUUCACCUCCACCCUGAAGCUGGACAACGUGAAGCAGCCGCUGUUCCUGGACUCGUCGCAGGGCUGGGAGACGUGGGGGUCGAUCCGGCCGGGCUCCCUGGACCUCGUGGUCAACAUCAACAUGAUCCACAUCUCCCCUCUGAGCUGCACCGAGGGGCUGUUCAAAGGAGCCGGGCAGCUGCUAAAGCCCAAAGCCGUGCUGAUCACCUACGGGCCGUACUCGGUGAGCGGACGCAUCACCCCGCAGAGCAACGUGGACUUUGACCUCAGCCUGAGGCACAGGAACCCGUCCUGGGGCCUGCGAGACACCACCCUGCUGCAGGAGUUGGCCGAAGCCAGCGGCCUGCGCCUGGAGAGAAUGGUGGACAUGCCAGCCAACAACAAGUGCCUGAUUUUCCGGAAACAGUGACCUCCGUCCACGGGGGGCCUUCCGGCUGCAGGAUCCCCGCUCCUCCCCCGGUACUUGCUGGCAGAGUCGGGGCAGACGGGGCCCGGCGGUGCAGGGAUCGGAUGGGUGUCGGGGGAGGGUGUGUGGGGGUGUUUGUGCCCCGGCCGCAGCCAGAGAGGAGCUGUCCUGCCCGCUGCCCCGACUUUCGUCUCCUCCUGCAAGUUGGAAGGCCCCGGGGGCUGGCAGGACCCAUAAAAGG
Tachyglossus aculeatus (Australian echidna) is the source of this 886-nucleotide messenger RNA. It is a transcript of the gene METTL26, whose product is annotated as methyltransferase like 26. Bases 34 to 648 code for a protein of 204 amino acids. Lineage: Eukaryota; Metazoa; Chordata; Mammalia; Monotremata; Tachyglossidae. The record is from RefSeq and is a predicted model, not a curated record. The transcript is spliced from 6 exons.